Closterium sp. Naga37s-1 is the source of this 1833-nucleotide messenger RNA. NCBI's taxonomy places the organism in Eukaryota, Viridiplantae, Streptophyta, Zygnematophyceae, Desmidiales, Closteriaceae. The record is from the annotation of a GenBank genome assembly.
AUGGGUUCUCUCUUUACUCCAGCGCCUUGCGUGGCUUCCGCUGCAGUCACCUACAGAUCGCCUUUUCCUCGCUACCCUGGUCGAGCCGAAACGAGGGAAAAUGCUCUCCGCGUCGUCCGCGCAGCGCAGCCGCGCCAGGAGCCGAGAGAAAGCUCGGCGUGCGUAGAGCCUCUGCGCGCGCGCGUUCCUCCGCUCGGCGCGCGUGGGGCUCUGCGCGCCGGCCCGCGAUCGCCGCCUGCCAAAGUCGUGCUGCAGGCGGGGUCGGCUUCUAGCGAGGGGAGCGGCGGAGGCAGCGUGACUGUAGCGGGCGGCGCAGAGGAGCAGCUGAGCGCGUCGGCGGCGGUGCAGGCGGCCGGAGCGGAAUCGGCGCAGUCGGAGCGGUUCGAGUGGAGUCGCGCGUGGUACGCGGUGGGCGUGGCGGCGGACAUGGACGCGAGUCGGCCGCACGCGCUCACAGUGGUGGGCCGCCCCCUCGUGCUCUGGCGUGACGCCUCCCUCUCCUGGCGCUGCUUCGCAGACCAGUGCCCCCACCGCUUGGUUCCACUGUCCGAGGGGCGCAUAGACUCAUCAGGGCGGCUGGCGUGUUCGUACCACGGGUGGGCGUUUGCAGGCACUGGCGCAUGCGAGCUCAUCCCCCAGGCCGCCCCGGAGCACCCGGGGCAGCCCCCCCGCGCCCUCGCCUCCCCCCGCGCUUGCGCCACUGCCUUCCCCAUGAAAGAGAUGCAUGGAGUGCUGUUCGUGUGGCCGGAUGAGCACUCAGCACACCAGGCGGAGGCAACCCCUCUCCCCCUCCCUAAUGGGGUGGACUUCAACGAGUACACAGUGUUCCCAGCGUACUCCCGGCUGCUGCCGUACGGGUUUGAGUUCCUCGGAGAGAACCUUGCCGACCCGUCGCACUUCCCCUUCUCGCACCACGGCGUGGGCACCACCACGAGGGAACAGGGCGGCCCCAUGACGCAGAUCGCUGUCGUUGAGUCGGGUGCGGCUGGCUUCCACGGCCCCUUCCACAUGGUGAGCUCCGAGCUGCCCUCCGACUUCGCCUUCCAAGCGCCCCAGCUCGUCGUCUACACCUACUACCUCAAGCAGCAGCAGCCGAAGUUCCCCUUCUUUAAGAGCAAGCCCAAGGAAGCAGCACCACCCAAUGCGUUCACGCUGUGUCUGUACAUGACGCCCAGUGCGCCCGGCAGCAGCAUCGUGGUGAGCCUGCAGAUGCUGAAGCGCGGCGACGGCAAGAAGAUGGGCUUCCCCCUGCCGCCCUGGUCCGUGCACCUCCGCCAGCACCAGAUCUACGAUGGCGAUGCCUAUUUCCUGCACUGCCAGGAGCGAACCUUGCAGCACUGGGAGCAGCAACAGCAGCAGCAGCAGGGCGCGCAAGGAGAGGGCAAUGAGGGGGAUUCAGAGCUGGGAGCAGGGAGCGGGAGGGGGAGCGGGUGGAGGGCGUUCUACAUGCCCACCUCGUCCGACCUCUUUGUCGUCGCCUUCAGACAGUGGCUCGCCAAGUAUGCCGGUGGAGCCGUGGCCUACCCACCUGCCUUCUCAGGCGUGUCCCUGCCCCACAAGCCGGCACCCAAGGAGGUGGUGUUGGACCGAAUGGCAUCUCACACGGCGCACUGCACCUCCUGCUCCUCCGCCCUCGCCACCCUGCAGAGAGUGCACCUGCUGCUGCCCGCACUCUCCCUGCUCGCCGCUGUUGCUGCUGCCGCCUCCACCUCCCUGCGUGCUCGUGUGCCGCUUGCCCUGCUGGCCGUGGCAGCUGCUGCAGCUGCCUGGAAGGCGCAGAAAUUCUCCAAGGAGUUCGUGUACACUGGGUGGGACCAUGCAAGAAAGGACUGA